This is a messenger RNA of Funneliformis mosseae, 456 nucleotides long. The record is from the annotation of a GenBank genome assembly. Lineage: Eukaryota; Fungi; Glomeromycota; Glomeromycetes; Glomerales; Glomeraceae.
AUGCAGACUUCUACUCAAUAUAAAGUUACGUCAUUACUAUCAUCUACCAUGGAAAGUGGUGAAACUAAUACAUUACAAAAGCAUAAUAAUGAGAAACCAGAAAGAACUUCUGAAACUCCUCUUCCUCCUUCAAGUAAAAAAACUAAUAAGGGUACAAAAUUUGACGAAGUAUGGCAGUAUUUUAUACAAGGAGAAGAAAUAAAUAAAGGUCAUUAUAGAGUUUCAUGUUAUUAUUGUCAAAAAAAUUGGUCAAGAGAACAACCAGGAGUUUUAAAAGCUCAUUUAGCCAAUGAGUAUACAUCAUGUCCUAAAGAAAUUAGUAAUUAUUGGCGUGAUAAACUUAGUGAAAAUAAAAUUAAUUAUACUCAAAAUUUACAAAAACCACUAUCUACACAAUCAUUGCAAAAACAACACAACAUUUGGUUCAGAUAUACCACUUCCUUCUCAAGUAAAUAG